Schistocerca cancellata (South American locust) is the source of this 1558-nucleotide messenger RNA. RefSeq names its product uridine diphosphate glucose pyrophosphatase NUDT14-like. Gene Ontology annotation, molecular function: UDP-sugar diphosphatase activity; metal ion binding. Gene Ontology annotation, biological process: nucleoside phosphate metabolic process; ribose phosphate metabolic process. The record is from RefSeq and is a predicted model, not a curated record. The coding region runs from base 60 to 707 and encodes 215 amino acids. Lineage: Eukaryota; Metazoa; Arthropoda; Insecta; Orthoptera; Acrididae. The transcript is spliced from 6 exons.
GUGUUGUGACUUGUGGAGCACUUGAAAUUGACGAAAUAGCGCAAGGGAACAAGUGGACAAUGCAUAACAUUAAGGAUAUAAGUUUCGAACCUCUAGUUCAAUCCAACUAUGUCAAACCUUUGAGAAUGCUCUAUACACAGAAUGGCAUUCGCAAAGCUUGGGAUUUAUUGAGAAUUCAUGACAGUGUAGCAGUUUUACUAUUCAACACAACAAGGAAAGUGUUUGUAUUUGUUAGACAGUUUCGACCAGCUGUUUACUUUGAUGACAUUGCGGAUUCUGAUGUAAACAGCCCUGUUGAUACCGAUAAGUAUCCUGUAGAAAAGGGCUUUACAAUUGAGCUCUGUGCUGGCAUUGUGGACAAGCAAAAAAGCCUUGAAGAGAUUGCAAAAGAUGAAUUACUAGAGGAAUGUGGCUAUGAAGUACCACUUUCAGUUCUGCACAAGAUCAGUACUCACAGAUCUGGGAUAGGUGUUACUGGAGACAGACAAACACUUUUCUAUGCUGAGGUUACUGAUGACAUGCGGAAAGGCCCAGGUGGUGGAAUUAUAGAAGAAGGUGAAUUCAUUGAAGUUAUUGAAAUGACGGUGGAUGAAGUAAAGCAGUAUUUGGCCAGUGGAGAUGUCAGAAGUCCUGGUGGUUUUUUGUUUGCAGUAACAUGGUAUCUUCAUAACCGCUUGCCUGCAUCACAUAAAAAAGAUGCAGUAUAACAUUUAUCAAUGAGAUUUUUUUUACCUUGAGUGAAUAAUAGGUCGAGUAUAACCUUUCAAAUGCCGUGAAAUGAAUAAAAGUCCUGAUUUGUACAAGUAUUGGAUUUGAGUUUUUUAUGACAGUGCCAUAUUUCUGCUGAAAAAUGUGAAAGGCAAACUGUGCCUGGUUAUAAAUCUAUUAAACAGAUAAAAUAGUUCAUUACUGAUAGCAGAAUUCAACAUUGUGCCACAUUAGAUGCAGUCUUCAUUUCUGUAGUUUUCUGUAAGGAAGCAAGUAAACAGUAAACUCAUUAAACUGCUGAGAAAUUCAUUGUUUUGGCAAAAGUGGCAUGAAAGAGAUUAUACUAAACAUUUUGUUUUCAGGAUCUACAUUGUAGAAAAAGAAAUCUGGAAAAAACUGCUGAUUAGCCACUGAAUUAGUGAAAACUUCUAAUUAAAUAAAAUCAUUCCUUUUUUACUUUGUCCUUUCGUUUGUUUUGUGUCAUCACUGCUAAAGCUAUUAUACUACUUGCAUUUAAACAAUAUUUUUGUCUCAUAAUAAUUAGUAAUGAUCACAGCAUAUUUCAAAAUAGUAAAAUGGUAUUUGCAAUAUAGGAUAUACUGCUCAUACUUCAUUACUCGAGUGUUCAUUGCAAGCAUAAAAAAACUGUCUGUAGUGCUUCUACUGUUCAUUCUUUGUCUUUCUUUUCCUUAAUAUUCCUUUAAGUAUAAUUAUUUGAAAGCUCUAAGUAGAAACCAUUAUGUUCAAUUUUGUAAGUAAAUUUUGUACUGUCUGAUUACUAUUAUUGUAUUUUCAUUAUGGCACAUGCAGUUCCUGCAGCAGUUUAUGAAUGAAAUAAAAUCUUUUUUUU